Alosa sapidissima (American shad) is the source of this 5071-nucleotide messenger RNA. It is a transcript of the gene efna3b, whose product is annotated as ephrin-A3b. NCBI's taxonomy places the organism in Eukaryota, Metazoa, Chordata, Actinopteri, Clupeiformes, Clupeidae. The transcript has 5 exons. Gene Ontology annotation, molecular function: ephrin receptor binding. Gene Ontology annotation, biological process: axon guidance; ephrin receptor signaling pathway. Gene Ontology annotation, cellular component: plasma membrane. The record is from RefSeq and is a predicted model, not a curated record. The coding region runs from base 1 to 705 and encodes 234 amino acids.
AUGGGUGGUGUGCUGAUGGGUGGUGUGCGGAUGGGUGGUGUGCUGAUGGGUGGUGUGCGGAUGGGUGGUGUGCUGAUGGGUGGUGUGCUGAUGGGUGGUGUGCGAGGAGAGAUGGAAAAAGGAGAGGUGCUGAAGAGAAAGAGAACAACAGAUUUGCGGAGAGAGGGCUACACAGUGCAGGUGAACGUGAACGACUACCUGGACAUCUACUGCCCACACUACAACACCACUCAGCGGGGCCCCGCCGAGCAGUACGUGCUCUACAUGGUCAGUUACCGCGGCUACCGCACGUGCGACCCGCAGCUGGGCUUCAAGCGCUGGGAGUGCAACCGUCCGCACGCGCCCCACGCGCCCAUCAAGUUCUCCGAGAAGUUCCAGCGCUACAGCGCCUUCUCCCUGGGCUACGAGUUCCAUGUAGGCCACGAGUACUACUACAUCUCUACGCCCACACACCACCAUGGCCGCAGUUGCCUACGACUGAGAGUCUACGUCUGCUGCUCCACUGCUCCACAUGUUGAGGACGAUCCCUUCCAGCCUACUGAGCCAGACUUCACACUCAGACCCAGUAUAAAAAUCCAGGACCUAGAUGAGUAUAACCCAGAGGUUCCGAAGCUGGAGAAGAGCGUCAGCGGGAGCAGCCCAUCCCGGGAUCAGCUCCUACUCACCGUGGCAACGCUGUUCCUCGCCGCCCUCUCCGUCUCCUAGCAACCGCCUCCCUGCCAUUGCCACGGCGCCCAGACCCCGGAAAUCAGAUGCUGGAAGCGGUCCUGGGGCGGGUGCAUGGAUGGAUGGAUGGAUACAUUGAGAGAAAAUGGAGGAGUGGAGGGAGAGACUAAAAGACUCCAAUGAAUGAAUAAAUGGAUGGAUAGAUGGAUGGAUAGAUGGAUUGAUAGUGGGGACAAGAGGCCAGAGAGUGGACCGUGUGGAGAGAGCUGGACGAGGCUGGACUAUGGAUGGACAUGUCCGUAGGGUGCUCAUGUGCUUAGUAGCAGCGUGGACAGUGUGUCUUGCUGGACUCGCACACCUUUAACUUGCUCAGUGUGUGAUGCAUUAGAUGCCUUUCUCUGUGCCGUUUGUAUGUGUGUGUGUGUGUGUGUGUGAGUGUAUGGUGAGCUGUGUGUGCUUGUGUGUUUGCCUGUGUGUGUACGGAGGUGUUUAUGUGUGUGUGUGUGUGUGUGUGUGUGUGUAUGUGUGUGUUUACUUGCCAAAACCAUAGCAUCAUGUUGCAGAGUAAGCCUCUGCCCCCCAUGCCUUACCCCCUCUGUCUUUCUCUCACACACACACACACACACACACACACACACACACACACACCCACACACACACACACACAGACACACAGACUCACAAUUACAUUGGCAGCUCAGAUUGUCAGAUUGUGGAGUGCAAAGGGAUGUCACUUUUGUCUGAAUUGGUGUUUAUAGAAACUGUCAUCAGAAUGAUCAUUCUCUCCAUGGUCCAGUUCCAUCCUAUAAAUGACCAAAUAUAGCUUGACUAUUCUGUCCAUGGUCCAUUUCCAUCCUAUAAAUGACCAAAUAUAGCUCGACUUUUGCCUUGUAGACAUUCUAUUGGAUGCUUUACAUCUGCAGUCAUGUAGUGCCUGCAACCGCCAUCCAGUGAUGCACUACUUUAUUUUUAGUGGGGCCAGAGAAUGGGUGUCAUCCUUGAAGGAAGCUGAAGCUUCCACCAGCAAACCAGACAGUAAAGACAAAUAAAAUGUUACUUUGAUUGAUUUUGCAGUUAAAUGCAAAUCUGUUAUGGUGCCAUGCCAAGGGGCUGGGAGAGACCCAGAAAAAGUAGUAAAUAUUACAGCUGUGUGAAAAAAUAUCUCGAUAUUUUAUGGGAUUUUGUUGAUAACGAUAAUUAGGCGAUAUCUUUUUGAUAGCAAUAAAUAGGAUUAAGAUUAUCGUAGACGAUUAAAAAUUGCACACCCCUACAUAAUACAUCAGCACAUCAACAGGUGCACAACACACAGAUACACACAGUCUCACACACAUUGAAUCAGUGGAUGCCUUUUGAACAUGACCCCACAAUUAUGAGCAAAGAUGAAUAUACACAUCAGCAAGAUUGCUAAAUAUGAUGAUGACUUUGGUUUUGUGUGCCUGUUAGUGUGUGUGUGUGUGUGUGUAUGUGUGUGUAUGAAUGUGUGGGUAAAUCUCAAAAUAAAAAGCAUUUCUUUGAGGCCAGCACACAUCUGUAUCAUCUUGUACUAAGCUACUAUAACCAAGCAACCCUUUGUCAUGAAUGUGGACUUCACUAUCAGGUGGAGAAGAUGUACAUAAACCCUUUAUAUAUAUUUUUCUUUUGAAUCAUUCGAUUGGACGAUUGUAUUUCAAUCACUCCUCCCUCUCGACCGUUGCCGUGGACGACACAGCUUGUUGAUGGAUCUGGGAGCUGUGGGGAGAACUUUCGAUGCCAAACCAAUCAGAUUGCUGGACUGGGUUGCUAUAGCUACAAACACUUAAUUUCAAUCCCUCACCAGUGUCUUGUUUUUCAGAUGGACUUUCAUGGUUGUAUUCAUGCUACUAAAUGAAGGGUUAUGACCCAUAGUAACCAACAGCUUGUAGGUGAUGCAUUAUCAUGCAAGUAUUAUGAAUAGUGAAGAGAGAGAGAAUGAGGAUGGCAGGUGAAAGGCAGCAGCGAGUUUUGAAAAGUUUGAUUAUCUUUCACUCUCUGAACUUAAAAACAAAAACAAGUUGCCGUGAUGUUGCUAUAGGGAUCACCCACGGUGUUGUGAGCCUAUGAGCAGUAAUCUUCAAAGGCUCAAGGAACUAAGGGUCAUCACCAGCCUCAACAAAUUUGUACAGCAUAUUUGAUAUGGCAAAGUAAUCUCAGCUCCACUGCGGCAAGGCAACCUGGAACCUGAGGAAGCUGGGUGUUCUCAUGUUGAAUUCACAUUACUUUGCUACCCAGACAACUCACAACAUGAGAUGUGUAUGUGAGUUUACACCAUGUUGUUUUUUUCCUUGCAGUAAUUGCAGCAAUCAACCAUUGGUAUGUCAGGUGGUUGAACAGGUGGUUCAAACCAACAAUAUAAUGUAAACUCAAAGGUGUCGUCCUUGAUUAUGAUACAUUGUACUGCAGCAAAUGCAGAACAAAUCUCCUCACAUUCCUCCAGCAGUGUGUUUGCCAAAAAAUAAAAAAAUAAAUAAAGAUAACACACUCAUGCUCUAAGAUUGCUUCAGGAGCACAGCAAGGGGAGGUGUAUUUGAUUGGCUAUUGAGCUCAGAUAUUAACGUGCUAUCCCCAGGAUCAAGGACUACACCUUUAAGUGAUGUGGUUAAAGGUUUUAAUCCUGAUUCUGGUUUCGCUCAGGCAUUAAUAAGCAUUUAUUCUCUGUUGUUUUGACGCCCUGUUGGUCUGAGUGACGAAGGCUAUCAAAGUGCUUUAGAGAUGAGAGGGGUGACAGUGGUGGUGGUGUUGGGGAGGGUCCUUAACUCAGGCCUUACACUCCCCACACCCCCCCCCCCCCCCCCCCCUCACAGCACAUGGACGGGUUCAGUACUGUGUUUAGUCCCCUUGAUUAUCUGAUCUAUUUUAGAGCGUUAGAGGCUAGCGUCUCAUUUUAGAGCGUUAGAGGCUAGCGCCUCAUUUUAGAGCGUUAGAGGCUAGCGCCUUACCCACCAACUGCAAAGGAGCAGCACUACAGAAUAAACAUGAUCUUCACAACCUUCAGAACCACAUAGCAGGGCAGAGCAGCAACAAAUGCAGCUUACUUAUCUAGAUCAAACACACACACAUACGCACACACACACACACACAUGUUAAGGCUACUGAUGACCAACUGUCAGUGUCACUUCUUUAGUACUGUACUGUAAUGUGGCCGUUUUGUGUGUGUGUGUGUGUGUGUGUGUGUGUGUGUUUGUCCAUGUGUUUGUGUGUGGGUGUGUGUGUGUGUUUGUCCAAGUAUGUGUGUGUGUGUGCACAGUACUGCAGAAAAUAAACUGUAGCCUCGCAGGACAUAAGGACUAAAAAGGAAAAAAAGUAUUUUGGACAGAAAAAUAUGAACACAUAUACAAUACUUUCAGAUGAACAUUAAUAAUAGGAUAUUACUUGGAUUCUUCUUCUCUCUAUCUCUCUUUCUUUCUCUCUGUCUUUCUCUUUAAAAAUUAACAUAUUGUACAGUUGUCAGAGCUGAUUGUGUGUUUGUCUGGUGUGAUCAGACUUCUCAUCGGUGGCAGCACCACGUGUUUCUUGCAGACUCUAGAGGAAGUGAAAUGGAUGAGGUGAGGAAUACUGAACCAUGGGAAGUCACAUAAGCAUUUAGACAGAGUUUUACUCAAACUUUGUUUGUCUUUAUGAGUUAUUGUUGAUAUUUUAGUGUGUGUGUGUGUGUGUGUGUGUGUGUGUGUGUGUGAAUUUGGGAUGUAUGUGUGCAAAUUUUGACUGUAUUUUGAAUUGAUGGAAAUUUUCUGAGGAGUGCUUCAGAAACAUUGGAGAUAGUCACUCUUUAAACAUUGCACUUAAAAUAAGUUGACACGAGUGUGUAAUUGUGUGUGUGUGUGUGGGGGUGUUCUGUAGUGUGGUAUGUUGAACAUUACUUAUGUGUUACAGGAGUUAAUUUCCUUUUUUGGAUGGAUGCAAGUUGAUUUGUGUGUGUCUGUAUGUAUGUAUGUAUGUGUGUGUGUAUGUGUGUACUGUACGUGCGCCUGUGUGUGAGAAUGGUGUCCACAUGUAGGAAAGUGUGAAAGUUUUUAUUUUAUUAACAUUACGUACAAAUGUGUGUGAUAAACGAUUGUUUUGUUGAGUGUAGUCCAUGCAUGUGUGUGGGAGAGACUGGGGAAAAUGACAAGCAUUUAUUAGUGUUGGAAACAACCAAUUUACAAUCAUGUUUACUUCCGCUGGAAUGAAUUAAAGAACUUGAAUAAAAAAUUAGCUGUAAACUUAAACCAUAACAAAAAGAGUUAUAAUAAGAAUCAAACGAUAAAAAUGACAUGCUUUGGGCUCCUACUUUUAACAUGUUGCCUGUGUUUUUAUUCCGCAACACAUUUGUGAACACAUUGCUCUUAAACAUCCAUACUGGGAAUUACACACAAAUUCACAAUAGAAUUCACCAUAGAAAUUCACACAA